Nilaparvata lugens (brown planthopper) is the source of this 2210-nucleotide messenger RNA. Its product is annotated as tRNA N(3)-methylcytidine methyltransferase METTL6. NCBI's taxonomy places the organism in Eukaryota, Metazoa, Arthropoda, Insecta, Hemiptera, Delphacidae. The transcript is spliced from 5 exons. The record is from RefSeq and is a predicted model, not a curated record. The coding region runs from base 668 to 1954 and encodes 428 amino acids. Gene Ontology annotation, molecular function: olfactory receptor activity; odorant binding. Gene Ontology annotation, cellular component: plasma membrane. Gene Ontology annotation, biological process: sensory perception of smell; detection of chemical stimulus involved in sensory perception of smell.
AAUAAUUGCGAACCCUUUCUCAGUAUCUGAUUCGCGUAAGCGGUUUCUUCCAUAAAAUAAAUAAGAAGCUUGGAAACAUUCUCCCAGUUUACGCAAGUCCAAAGGUGAAGUACCUCUUUUAAUGACUUUUUAAUGUGCUAAACGAACCUCACAAAACUCUCAGUUUCAGAUUUGUCAUUGAAAGAACCUUUUAAUCUGCUUUCCAAACAAAACUCUAUUAUUUGUAUUUGUUGUAACGUUGUAAGCUAUAAUUGUAGACUAAUAGUUGAUUCCAGCUCAAACAUCAUCUUUAUAACGAUUCCCAAUUCAAAACUGGAAUUGUAGGGGUUAUUUCAAUAUUUUUUAAGAAACAAAUGUGGAAAGUGUAUGAGCACAAGAGUGUAUUAAGACUAAUUGAAAUUGAAUUGAUCAGAGUAAAAUUAUUUUUAUGUAUAGUUAGACUAUUAGUGAAGUGAAGAAAAAUUGUUGUCAUUUCCAAAUUGGAGCUAAUAAGUUUUUUAUAGAAAAAUGGAAAAAAGUGCAUUACGACGAAGCUGUGAAAUUUCGUAAAGAUGGAGUGUAAACUGACCUUCAAAUAAGAAAUUAUUUAUUAUUAGUUACAUAAAUUAGGCACUUUAUUUGACUAAUAAUACAAUUUUUACGGAUAGUUGAAUUGUGAUUUUGUCAAAUGUCAAAGAACUCACACGAUGAAGAAAAAGAAUUCGAAAGCCUUAUCAGAGGCCUUGAAAAAGCUAACAUCAAAUUUUACAAAUUUUCAAUGCUUGUCCUCUAUCCAGGCGGACCCUGGAUGUACUACAACUACAUUAUACUAUUUGUAUUCGAAAUAGUGUCCGCCUACUUCCUAAUAACCGGUGUGAUAACAAUUUAUCUACAAAAGAACGACAUAUUUGUAACGUUCGAAGUGGCCAACGCUUUCCUAAUAUUUUUUGCAGUUUUUGUGAGUAUUGCCGAUUUCCAUGGAACUGGUAGGAAACGACGUUUAUGGGGAAAAUUGUUCGUCUAUUUUGAAGACGAAUGUCAGGAUUACGAUAGUGAGUUGAUCAAAAAAGAAAAGAAGAGAUUAAGAAUGGUUUGUAGGACUAAUAUGAAAUGGUUCUUCAUCUUCUCCACACCCUGUAUUUUUUCCAAUAUUUUUUUCAUUUUUGUCGUUAUUCCGAUUAUACGUUUUAUGAUAGGCGAAGAACAGACAUCUAGUGAUACGGCCUACAAUGUUUACUUACCGAUGCCUUUCUGGUCUGUUUUCAAUACUAGAACAUUCCUAGGAUUUUCUAUACAAUAUAUGUUGAUGCUUUUCAUGGUGUGUGAUAUAUUCGCCAUGUUUCUUGUGUAUGUUUCGAGUGUCUUCUACUUUUUCAUGGAAAUAAUUAUUCAGCUAAAGAUAUUGAGUUUUGCAUUAAGCAAACAUGACGAGAGAGUUAUGACUCUUAGUGAAGCAAAUGCAAAAGCUACCGAACUAGAUGAAUGUGUGGACAGUGGUGACAAUUUAAAAACUAAAAUCUUGAAAGAACCGAUUAUUCAUCAUUUGAAGAUCAGGGAGUUCUUCAACAUGUUUCAGGAGUUCAGUUCUUUCUUCUUCGGCCUGGUGAUUAGUGUCAACAUGCUAGUCAUCGUUUCACUGUCUGUCAUUAUUACUAAAAUGGAUUCUCUUCUUACUCUGGAAGGUUUAAAAUUCUGCUCCGUUUUAAUUCUGGAGAUACUGCACAUGUUUUGCUUCACCUACUGUGGAUCAGCGCUAAUUGAAGAGAGUCAAAAUGUGAGAAAAUCGCUGUACAAUAUCCACUGGUACAACUUUAACUCUAACCAGAAGAAAAUUGUCAACAUCUUUCAAAUGCAAACUGCCGCUAAAUUCCUGCUAACCGCUUCUGGAAUCUAUGGCAUUAAUCUCAAUACAUUUUUACAGGUUAUGCAAACUGCUUACUCAAUAAUCAACGUUCUGAGUAACAUGAAAACAUGAGAAAUCAAGCCGAAUUUAUUGUUCAAAGAUGAGAGAAAAUAUGAUGGAUUAGUCCGUAUAUAGUUUUAUUUGUUUGGUAAAUAGGUAACAUGAGAUAUUCUGGAUGUUAUAUAUAUAUGUAUAUAUAUAUACGCAUAGUAACUUAUAGAUAAGUGAAGCCGAUAAUAGACAAGAAUGCAGGCAAUGACUCUUCUAAUUUUGUUAAAUCAUUUUUAGUGUACUGAAAGUCUUCAAUAAUAAAAUAUCUUUGACAGAC